Hippoglossus stenolepis (Pacific halibut) is the source of this 6397-nucleotide messenger RNA. RefSeq names its product pleckstrin homology domain containing, family M (with RUN domain) member 2 (gene plekhm2). NCBI's taxonomy places the organism in Eukaryota, Metazoa, Chordata, Actinopteri, Pleuronectiformes, Pleuronectidae. Gene Ontology annotation, molecular function: kinesin binding. Gene Ontology annotation, cellular component: endosome membrane. The record is from RefSeq and is a predicted model, not a curated record. Gene Ontology annotation, biological process: positive regulation of membrane tubulation; regulation of protein localization; lysosome localization. The transcript is spliced from 20 exons. Bases 465 to 3539 code for a protein of 1024 amino acids.
GUAAGACAAAAAAGUUUGACGUAAUUAGCUUUAUUGGUAAAUACGGUUAAAGACAACACAAAGUAUUUAUCGGUAACUAACCAGAGAGCUGGGACCGACAGUGUGACCAUGCUCCUGGUAAAGUUAGCCGCAGGCGGAAUGUGAAAGUAGCCGCCCCCAGCUUGAUUAGCGCUAAAAAGUCUGGUGGCUACAGCUCCUAGCUAACCGGACCCCACAGGACCGGCUGACAGAGGUCGACACAUCCCGCUGCUUCACAGGCGUUGACAUGGCUGUUGUGACAUAGUGGUUCCGUUUAAAAACACAUAACAACUCCGUGUUUACAGCUGUCAACCUCAGCCCUGUCGUUGCUUAGCUGCUUCUGAUCAUGAUAGCUAGCUAACGCGGGCGGUGUUAGCGUUAGCAAAACAAGAGCUGUGCUGUGGGAGUCAGCUGACAACCUGCCGUGAGCUGCCAACAGACCAGUGAUGGAUCAACUCAAAGUGAAGGACCGCAUUUUGGAAAACAUCUCCCUCUCUGUGAAGAAGUUGCAGAGUUACUUUGCGGCCUGUGAAGAUGAGACUCCUGCUAUACGGAAUCACGACCGGGUCCUGCAGCGCCUGUGUGAACACCUUGACCAUGCUCUGCUGUAUGGGCUGCAGGACAUCUCCUUAGGCUACUGGGUCCUCGUCCUUCACUUCACCCGGAGAGAGGCUGUCCGCCAGAUAGAUGAGCUUCAGCACAUAGCAACCAACGUUGGUCGAAGUCGUGCAUGGUUAUACCUGGCACUGAGUGAGAGCUCUUUAGAGAGCUAUCUGCGUCUCUUCCAGGAGAACCAAGGUUUACUACAAAAGUAUUAUUUCAAGAACGCACUGGUUUGCAGUCAUGACCACCUCACCCUCUUCCUCACGCUGGUGUCCGGCCUGGAGUUCAUUCGCUUUGAUCUGGAGCUGGAUGUGCCCUAUCUGGAUGUGGCCCCUUACAUGCCAGAAUACUACAAACCCCACAACCUGCUAGACUUUGAGGAACGGCUGCCCAGUUCAGACAGCUUGUCCCUGCACUCCUUUACAUCGCUCACCUCCACCAACCUGGAGUGGGAUGACAGUGCCAUAGCCCCAUCCAGUGAAGAUUAUGAUUUUGGUGACAUCUUCCCCGUGUUGCCGUCAUUGCAAAGUGCAGACUGGGAAGAGGGUGACCUGACCGACCAGGCCAGCUGCCCCCGAUCCAGUGGAUCUGAUCCCCAAACAGUCAUUAGCGACACAGUGGUGCAUUCUGUCAGCUCUGUGAAGGUGAAGGUAGCAGCUCAUCCUCCUCCACACAGCCCCACAUCCAGACACAAUCCCUUCAAUGAGGACUCAGACACCAACACUACCAACACCUCAGCCGACGUCACGCCAGUUCACAUAGUGAGCCGCCAUAACAGCAUCACGGCUGGAGAUGAGACAGAGUACACCAGCAAUGAGCUGGAGGUCAUCAGGAUGGCCAGACGAAGGAAACCAGCCAAGAAACGUCGAGGGAAGGGCUCCACAGAUUCCAGCAGCAGCAUCCAUAACUCCGUCUCUUCUGACCUCAUGGAAAUCGAGGCCUCGGAGGAUGUGGAUUCAUUAAAUUGCACUUUGAUUCAUCUGGAUGGUGAAGGAGAGUUGAGGAGAAGCAGGGUGGGAUCAGAGGCAGUUGAUGAGGGUGAUGAGGACGGGGUAGAAGGCCUCCUGCGCCUGCCAGAGAUGACUGACACCUCCAUGGACACCGUGGGCCAGCCCCUCCGAGACGUCAUGGAGCGGCUCAAUGGGGCUCUGGAUAGGAAGGCAGCCUGGGAGCACCCGGAGGAAGAGGAGGAGAAAAAUUAUAAUGGCUGUGACCGGGGCCCCGAGCCCCCUGCACAGCAGCCCUUUCGAGAGGACUCAGGGGGCGAGCCACCUGACCCGGUACCAGGAGAGACUCUGGCCACAGGCUUCAACUUCCUGCAGGCCUCUCCUUCACCGACAGACAUAUGCUGCUUUACCGCCAACAGUCCAGACUCUGCUCCCACAGGUGGUGGCCACCAUGACUCUACAGAGCAUAGCCAAUCACAGACUCUUUCAGGUUGCCAUGAAGAUGAAGGAGAGGCAAAAGCGCCAACAGGACAGGAGCUUGACAUAAAGGAGGAAAAUGUACAAGAAGAAGAAAUGGCCAAUAAUUCAUUUAAUGUGCAAACACAACAACGGCUACAAGAGGAGGAGCUUAGUCCCUUAGAGAGUUCUCACCCUGCAGAAUUUAGGGUGGACAAUAAUCACUUGCUUCUUUUGAUGAUCCAUGUAUUCCGAGAGAAUGAGGAGCAGCUCUUCAAGGUGAAGAUGUUGAGGAUGAGUACAGGCCACAUGGAGGGGGACCUGCAGCCCCUUUACCUGCUCAUCACUGACUGUUACAUCUACCUGCUACGGAAGGGUGCUGCAGAGAAACCCUACACAGUAGAAGAAGCUGUUUCUUACAAUGAUGUGGACUAUCUUUCAGUGGGCCUUGACCAACAGACGGUGACAGUGGUUUGCACCAACAGACGAAGAAAAUUCCUUUUGGACACAGCUGAUUCCUCACUGACAAUCUGGUUCCUAUCAGUUCUCAAGUCAGCCAUGGUGAAGGGCUGUCGUGAGCCACCUUACCCCUCCGUUCUGACUGAUGCUACCAUGGAAAAACUGGCUCUCACUAAGUUUGUCUCCCAGGAAUCUCACUGUGAGGUAACAGAGGUGUCUAUCCAACUCUAUUCACUGGUCCACUGGGAGGAUCCUAUGGACAUGACUAUGUCUCCCCAAGGUGGCCCACCGAGCUCUAGAGGCCCUUCCAGUACUAAGGAGGGGACUGUCCAGUACCGGUCUGGAAACACGUACCUGGGCAAAGAGCUGUGGAAAAGCUGCUACCUUGUGCUCAGCAAAGGGAUUCUUUACCUGUAUGCAGAAAAAACAGAUGGGAUACCUCAGCUGUCCGUCACUAUGGGAGGAGAGCAUUGUGGUGGCUGCCGGCGCUCAAACAGCACAGAGCGUCCCCAUGCAUUCCAGGUCAUCCUGACAGAGCGCCCGCCGCUGGAGCUCAGCGCCAACAAUGAGCAGGACAUGGCCGACUGGAUGCAGCUGCUCUGCCAGUCCGUCUCCAAAGGGGUCAUCCCUCAGGGUGUGGCUCCCACCCCGUGUAUCCCAUGCUGCCUGGUGGUGACAGACACGAAGCUGCUAACUUGCCAUCAGGACUGUCAGACCAGCUUCUUCCGUUCUCUGGGCAGCGCCGAUGUUUGUGAUGUCACCACUGUUAACCUGGAGGCCGACAAGGAGUACUGUGUCAUUGAGUUUGCAACAGAUCGAACCCAGUUCCUCCCUCCAUGGGUCUUGUACUUCAGUGGCUGUGAAGAGAGAGAUCGGCUGCUGGAGGCGUUGGACAAGACGUGGAAAGACAUUUACCAGGUUGACCUUCCCCGCAGAGAAGUGUCUGAUCCGUCGGUGCAGAAGCGAUGCAGCGAGGCCCUUGCCCUGAUGAAGAGUGCCUGGCAGAGAGCAGACAGUCUGGCCCGAGGCAGAGCCCAACGUGAACCCUGGUGCUGACGGACACACGUGCACACAUAUAGCUUACCUUUGGGUAACCACUGAAACACACUAGUAGACUGAUGUAGAAAGACAUAACAAACCAGUCAGGGGACGAUGAAGUGUUUCUAUCAGAGAAACCUCCUGCAUAAGUACCAAUGCAUAUGGCACUGCACAUUGCAAAGAUGUGCAGUUGUGAGACUUCCUCCCUUGAAAUGAAAUGAAUGAACCUCUAGUAGAGUGACAGUGUUUUUCAUUUCAUCCUGUUGAUACAUUACUGUUAUUCAUUUAUCAGAGGUUCUUCAGACAUAGCAGCAAUGUAGGAAGAAAUAUGAGGAAUGAAGGAAAAGUUUGGUAUCACAUGAUGUUAUUUACAUCAGAGAAACUCACUGAAGGAAAUGGUGAUGUACUAAUGUACAAUGCACAUAGAGUAGCUGUGUCAUGUUAAGAAUUUGAAACUGAUUUUCAAUACAUCUUGCACUCAGAUGUAGCCUGCUGAAUUAAGUCAUUUUGACAAUUGAGAGUUUUGUCUCAAUACUCAAUACUAAAUUUCCUUAUUCAACCCUUGACUUUCAGUCAGUAAAAAACUACACAUAUAAACACAUACAUUGAAUUUGGAGGAAGAUAUAAGAUCUGUUACCAGUUUCUAAAGAAAAUCAUUAAUGAUUUCUUAUUAUAUACUUAAUAUAUGUAUCAAGAAAGCCAUAUAUGAACGGUAUGUCGUUGCUCUUUUGCGAUGUGGAAAAAUGCACACUCCUUGCCUUGCAAACACACACACAUAAUCCAUAUAUACCGUCUCGUCUUGCACAACCCACAACUGUGGGAUGAUGACUCCUGGUUAACAGAGUUACUGUACAAGAUGUUACACUGCACCGUCAUUAUAGAGCAACUGUACAGUAUCAAUGCAUAAUCACUGAUGGUCGUGUAUGUGUCUGAUUCAGUUUGUGUGAGGACACAAUCCUCUUCAUGUACAUUAUCCUGAUAGAAUGAAGAUCUCAAUAUGAAGUAUGCCUGGAUAUUUGCACUGCUACAUGACAUGUUCAUUUAUCUGAGAUCUUGCUUUACCACUUGAAAUGUUGUCAGUCAGAUAAACUAUCAGGAAAUGCAACAGACUUGCCUUUACCUCCCCUCUCGAGACGAGCGGAGGCUUCCAUGCAGACUUGCACAACGUUUUUUUGCUGUUAGUCUCUUUUUUUAAAUUGGUACCAAUUUUAGUUUUUAUGUUAUCAUCAAAACGUCCUGUUUUUUCUUUCCAUUUUAGAAGAAAGCGGGAACAAUUGUUACAAAACGAUUUGCUGAGUGGUCUUAGUGUAGAUUUCUGUGUCUGAAUCAGAAGAUGUGUACUUCUCUAGCCUGGUUAAAUAAGAAUCACUAACCAAUAAGAGCUAGAAGAGUUUUUUUUUUUUUUUUUUUUAUAUAUACACACCAGUGGUUUGUGACAGCAAACAUUGAUUUAAUCUGGCAAUCUACCAGCUAUAAAACACUAGAUAAUAGUAACUUCACUGGUCAUUCUUUUGCGACGUAAGACCACGUCUGAGGUUUUAAAAUAAUCCUCAAAUAGCCUUUAAACUUAGAGCAAAUGCUUCACCAAUAACAUUAUCUUAUAUUCCUUGUAAAUGACAUAGGGAGUGGAUGGUAAUGUUUAUUCAUGUUACAAUCUGUCCUCAACACUGAGGCCUGCUGCUGUGUCAGUGCCAGUGUGUAACUGCUCUUAUUACAAGGCAGAGAAAAAUGUGGUUUCUUCCGCCAUGAAAAUUGUCUUUUUUGACUGAACUGGACAAUUUGGCCAAUUAGUUUAAAUUGAAAUAAGCACUGUUAUUACAUUUGCCUUACACUGUACAUUUGGCUGCAUUAGAAAACGUAAACAAUCAUCAUAAUUUAUGCUGUGAUUAUUGGAAUAGUCGGAAACUCUGACGACAGACAUAAUGUCCUGCCACAAAUUGCAUGGUCAGCAAAAUAAAAUACAAAAACAGAGGCAUUGAGCAGUCACCAGUAUCCGCCCCACACAUACAGUGUGUCUCCUACUUGCAUGUUCCCACAUGCAUACGUCUUUCUCUAUCGCACUGUUUCUUCAAAGUCAGCAUCACUCAGUGCUUUAAGCCAUCGAAGUGCCACUUGUUCUUGCUCAUCUUCUGCUCUUUUACAAAGAAAUCUAAUCUCAGGUGAAAAAGGUACUUCACAUCCAAAACCUAAAGAGUCACCGUGCAUUUUAUAAGAUUGCUGCUGUUUUGUCUAAUUACACGUUGUUUAAAAUCCAUUUUUCUACUUCUGUUCCUCCCAUGUUCCAUGCAGCAUUAUGAAUUUAUUUUUGCGUGCACAGGGGAGACCGCAAAGUGAUACCAUUAGGUGGAGAAGGUUUUAUUUUAAAAUCCUUGAAUAAUUCAGUGGGUUCCAAAACAGGAUUUGGUCAGCUGUUUGAUUGAAACCUUCUCCCUCCAGUGGAUUACUGAAGGACUUAUUGACCAGGAAGAGAACAGUUUAUUAUCAAUGAUAAGCAAAUCAAGUGCUUAGAGUUGUGACCUAUGAAGUGUAUGUAAAGAAGAACUAGUCUUUUUGAGCUGUGUUUUGAAUGUAGGUCAUUGCUGGCCAAUGGUGGAUGACAUCUUUUGAAUGAUACAUUGUGAAAAAGACGCUUUUUUGAUUUUUGUUCAUAAAUGUAUAAUGCAUGUCAUAUUUAUGUUAUGUUUGGUAGUUUUAUUAAAUUGUAAAUAUAGCACUAAUCAAUAUAACACUGUAAAGUCCCGCUGAAAGACAUGCAUGUCCAGACAUGCAGUUUUAUACUGUUCAUAAUGGUAAUGGAUGUGCAAAUAAACCUUUGUGAUCGGACAGCGUAACUGAAUAAACUGAAACGAAACCAUGGCUCCUGUGGUGAAACGUGA